AUGGUGGUGAAACAAAAAUCUAGCUUUUUAGCACGAUACCGGCUAACAAAGCGGGAAGUCACCAAAUCUGUGCAACCCCUUCUGCUGGGACGAAUAAUAGCUUCCUAUGACCCAGACAACUCUGAUGAAAGAUCCAUAGCCUACUACCUGGCCAUUGGCUUGUGCCUUCUCUUCCUUGUGAGAACACUACUCAUACACCCUGCUAUAUUUGGUCUUCAUCAUAUAGGAAUGCAAAUGAGAAUAGCUAUGUUUAGCUUGAUUUAUAAGAAGAUCUUAAAACUGUCAAGCAGAGUUCUAGAUAAAAUAAGUACUGGGCAAUUGGUCAGUCUUCUCUCCAACAAUCUGAACAAAUUUGAUGAGGGUCUUGCUCUGGCUCAUUUUGUAUGGAUUGCACCUUUACAAGUGGCACUGCUGAUGGGACUGCUCUGGGAUAUGUUAGAAGCUUCUGCAUUUUCUGGACUUGCUUUGCUAAUAGUCCUGGCCUUUUUCCAAGCCUGGCUGGGACAAAUGAUGAUGAAAUACAGGAAUAAGAGGGCAGGAAAGAUCAAUGAGAGACUUGUCAUCACCUCAGAAAUAAUUGAAAAUAUACAGUCAGUUAAAGCCUAUUGUUGGGAAGAUGCAAUGGAAAAAAUGAUUGAAAGCAUCCGUGAAACUGAACUGAAGCUAACCCGAAAAGCUGCUUAUAUGAGAUAUUUCAACAGCUCAGCCUUCUUCUUUUCAGGCUUUUUUGUGGUGUUUUUAGCUGUGCUUCCAUAUGCCGUGACUAAAGGAAUUAUUCUCCGAAAAAUAUUUACCACCAUUUCCUUCUGCAUUGUUCUUCGAAUGACAGUGACCAGGCAGUUUCCCGGGUCCGUACAGACCUGGUAUGACUCUGUUGGAGCAAUAAACAAAAUACAGGAUUUCUUGCUGAAAAAAGAAUACAAAGCCCUGGAGUAUAAUCUAACAACCACUGGGGUUGAGCUGGACAGAGUAACAGCUUUUUGGGAUGAGGGAAUUGGAGAGCUGUUUGUAAAAGCAAACCAGGAAAACAACAACAGCAAAGCUCCUAGCGCUGACAACAAUCUCUUCUUCAGUAAUUUUCCCCUUCAUGCGUCUCCUGUUCUUCAGGAUAUAAAUUUCAAGAUUGAGAAGGGACAGUUAUUAGCUGUUUCUGGAUCUACUGGAGCAGGCAAGACUUCUCUUCUGAUGUUGAUAAUGGGAGAACUGGAGCCUUCGCAGGGUAAAAUUAAACACAGUGGAAGGAUAUCCUUUUCACCGCAAGUCUCCUGGAUCAUGCCUGGAACAAUAAAAGAAAACAUAAUUUUUGGUGUAUCCUAUGAUGAAUACCGAUACAAGAGUGUCAUCAAAGCCUGCCAACUAGAAGAGGACAUUUCCAAGUUCCCAGACAAAGAUUAUACAGUGCUGGGCGAAGGUGGAAUCAUUCUGAGUGGAGGCCAGCGAGCACGAAUCUCACUAGCAAGAGCAGUGUACAAAGAUGCUGAUUUGUAUCUCCUGGAUUCUCCUUUUGGACAUUUAGACAUUUUUACAGAAAAAGAGAUAUUUGAAAGCUGUGUGUGCAAAUUGAUGGCGAAUAAAACUAGGAUCUUGGUUACUUCAAAACUGGAACAUUUAAAGAUUGCUGACAAAAUACUAAUUUUACAUGAGGGGAGCUGCUAUUUCUAUGGAACAUUUUCUGAACUUCAGGGUCAACGGCCAGACUUCAGCUCAGAGCUGAUGGGAUUUGAUUCUUUUGAUCAGUUCAGUGCAGAGAGAAGAAAUUCAAUUAUAACUGAGACUCUCCGACGAUUUUCCAUUGAAGGAGAAGGCAUGGGACCACGAAAUGAAAUAAAGAAGCAAUCUUUUAAACAAACAUCCGAUUUUAAUGACAAAAGGAAGAACUCCAUAAUUAUUAACCCCCUUAAUGCAAGUAGGAAGUUCUCAGUAGCUCAGAGGAAUGGGAUGCAGGUCAAUGGGAUAGAAGAUGGCCACAACGACCCACCAGAAAGGAGGCUCUCGCUGGUACCUGACUUGGAACAGGGAGACGUAGGUCUGUUUCGGAGUAACAUGCUAAACGCUGAUCAUAUCCUGCAAGGUCAGAGGAGGCAAUCUGUGUUAAACCUGAUGACGGGCACCUCUGCGAACUAUGGACCAAACUUUUCCAAAAAGGGAAGUGCAACAUUUCGGAAAAUGUCUAUGGUGCCUCAGACAAACCUGUCUUCUGAGAUAGAUAUCUACACCAGGCGCUUGUCUCGAGACAGUGUCUUGGACAUAACUGAUGAAAUCAAUGAAGAGGAUUUGAAGGAAUGCUUUACUGAUGAUGCUGAAAGCAUGGGUACUGUUACCACAUGGAACACCUAUUUCAGAUACAUUACCAUCCACAAAAACUUGAUUUUUGUUCUAAUUUUGUGUGUGACUGUCUUCUUAGUUGAGGUAGCUGCUUCUCUUGCUGGGUUAUGGUUUCUUAAAAAGACAGCUUCGAAUGCGAAUGCAAAUGCAACACAAGCACAAAACAGUACCUCUGACAAACCUCCUGUGAUUGUCACUGACACUAGCGCCUACUACAUCAUUUAUAUCUACGUGGGAGUGGCAGAUACCCUGCUGGCCAUGGGAAUCUUCAGAGGUUUGCCCCUUGUGCAUACGCUUAUAACGGUGUCUAAAACUCUUCAUCAAAAGAUGCUGCACGCAGUUCUUCAUGCACCUAUGUCAACAUUCAACUCUUGGAAAGCAGGUGGUAUGCUUAACAGAUUCUCAAAAGAUACGGCAGUACUGGAUGACUUACUUCCACUCACAAUAUUUGACUUCAUUCAG
Molecule: messenger RNA, 2787 nt
Organism: Pelecanus crispus (Dalmatian pelican)
Lineage: Eukaryota; Metazoa; Chordata; Aves; Pelecaniformes; Pelecanidae
Source: RefSeq, a predicted model, not a curated record